AUGUUCGGAGCUAGCAAGGGUCUCACCUCUAUCCCAACCGCUACGCUCCACUGCAUCGCUUCGAGCGCAGUCGCCUGCGGCGAGCUUCAAGACGUUUUGGCCAGACUGUACUAUGUAGUUCGUAUAAUGCGACAUCGAAACAUCAAAUUUUGCUCCUUCUUUGAAACACUGAAUGAUAAGACUGCUUUUCAGCUUGAAAUAGUCCUAUCGCAGAUGUGCUGCUUAUAUCAGAAUGCCGGACAUACAUGUCGUGUAUGUGAAAAUCUUGUCAAUGUGAAAAUGAUACGAAUGAACAAGGAGGAAAGCACUUAUAUCACUGUCUUACUUCCCGCAUUGGUCUUAUUCGAGCGCAUCGAUGCCAUCGACGACAGGAGAGUUUACGAGGAAUGUUCUCAAACACACAGAUCAAUUUGCCAGAAACAUUUAAUGGAUGCUGCUCAACACAUCGGAGGCGAGAUGAAAUAUAACGGAAGUGGAUUUUUGACGUACGAGGACAAAAAUGCAGUAACGGUUUUUUUCUAUGAGGAUGUUAAUGAUGUUCCCCAACAUCUAGUAGAUGCCAUUGAUGGAAUAAUCAAAAAACUGACCGAUGGUGCUGUAACCCUCCGCAGAAGGGCUGUCGCAGACUUUGUGAACGAUUGUCUCUACCGGUACUAUAUUGAUGGACGCUGGACCAACAUGGGUCGAACUAAGAAACAUUGA
Messenger RNA from Necator americanus (New World hookworm), 702 nucleotides. RefSeq lists its product as uncharacterized. NCBI's taxonomy places the organism in Eukaryota, Metazoa, Nematoda, Chromadorea, Rhabditida, Ancylostomatidae. The transcript has 6 exons. The record is from RefSeq and is a predicted model, not a curated record. Bases 1 to 702 code for a protein of 233 amino acids.